Salvia hispanica is the source of this 999-nucleotide messenger RNA. The record is from RefSeq and is a predicted model, not a curated record. NCBI's taxonomy places the organism in Eukaryota, Viridiplantae, Streptophyta, Magnoliopsida, Lamiales, Lamiaceae.
CGAAUUCAAGAACGAAGUGAUCUUGAUUACUAAACUGCAGCAUAGGAAUCUGGUUAGGCUAGUGGGAUGUUGCAUUCAUCAAGAUGAGAGAAUGCUGGUUUAUGAGUACAUGCCCAACAAGAGUUUGGACUUGUUCAUCUUUGGUCAGUCUCUUUACUAUGUAUUUGCUUUUCUCUUAGGAAUAUCCUCAAACUCCUUCAAUCUUCCUAGAUCAAAGAAAGGAUACAUCUCUAGAGUGGCCCCCACGCUAUGAUAUAAUAGUAGGCAUUGCUCGCGGACUUUUAUACCUCCAUCGCGAUUCAAGAUUGAGAAUUAUUCACAGGGAUCUAAAAGCAAGCAAUAUUCUCCUCGAUAGUGAAAUGAAUCCAAAAAUUUCAGACUUUGGGCUAGCAAGAAUGUUUGGGGCCGAUCAGUAUCAAGAAAAUACAAAGAGAGUGAUGGGAACCUACGGAUAUAUGGCCCCAGAAUACGCAGUAGACGGCUUCUUCUCUGUCAAGUCCGAUGUCUUCAGCUUCGGAGUGUUGGUGUUAGAGAUAAUAAGUGGCAAGAAGAAUAGGGGAUUCUAUCAUCCUGACCACGACCUCAAUCUCUUAGGACAUGCAUGGAAAUUAUGGAGGGAAGGAAGCCCUAGGGAUAUUGUGGAUGCAUCGAUUCCUAACAAAGAAUCUAUGGAAGUGCAAAGAUGUAUCCAAGUUGGGUUGUUAUGCGUGCAACAACGACCAGAAGACCGGCCUAAAAUGUCCAACGUUGUCGUAAUGUUGGACAGUGAGCAUCCAGUUUUGGAACAACCUAACCAACCGGGUUUCUACACUCAACGUACAAUACUCGACAUAGAUUCCUCUUCCACCGGGAAGAUACCAAACACUUUCAACGAAAUUACCUUUACAUUGCUCCAUGGUCGAUAGAUUAAGUAAAAAUUCAGACAUGUAGCCAGUAGUUUGUUCAACCAAUCAUAAUUGCAUGAACCAAUUAUUUUCUCAAUUUUCUCUAUUUAUGCAU